Molecule: messenger RNA, 1329 nt
Organism: Trichomonas vaginalis G3
Lineage: Eukaryota; Parabasalia; Trichomonadida; Trichomonadidae
Product: DNA binding
Exons: 1
Coding region: 1-1329 (442 amino acids)
Source: RefSeq, a predicted model, not a curated record
AUGGCUGUGUAUAUCUUGGUCCAAUGCUGGAAAUGUCUCGAUGAAAACCUCAUUAUCGAAGCAUGGAAUAUGCAUGAGGCUGAUCUCAGAGAAAAUGAAAGAAUUCUCAGCAAAGUUACUGAUGAGCAAGCUGCCGAAUUUCUUGAGAAGAUCGAACAAGUCAGGGAAGAAUACAUACACAAAGCCGAGCAAGCAUUACCACAAGGUGAGAAUCUGGAUAUGCUCCGAGACUUUAGUGAAAUUCCUGAAAGAAGAUAUCGCAGGCAAGAAGGAGAAAUCGACUUCGAUGAUGAUGAUGAAGAGUGGCAUCCUGAAGCAGAUCUUGACGGAUUCAGUGAUGAUGACUUGGACUUCAUUGAUGAAUACGACCUCAAUUCAACUGAGGAUGAGAGUUCAGUUGAUCCUCCGUCGGAUUACGAACCUGGUAAUAUCGCUGAUGCUUUUUCACCAAUUCCUGUUGAAGUCGAAGAUCCUCCAUCACACCUUCCAGAUCAGAUAUUCUGCUCAAUGGCAAGAGGAGGUGCCUCCUUUAUCAAUUGCGUAGAUAAGGCUCCGCAGUUUGAAGCAAUUUGCUUUUCUCAAGCGAAAUAUCUCAAAGAAUUCGCGGAUAGGAGAACUAAAAAAAACCACAGUGUCGAUCACGUUAAUGGCCUUGAAAUACGUUUAAAUGAUGAACGAUCUUCAUUGAACGUAAGUUUACAAAUGCUAUUUACAAUACUCACAUUAGAGGCCUAUAAUCCCGAAGAUAUUAAUGAUGUAUUUAAAUUGUUUCAUAUUGAAAGUGAUGAUGUUUACACAGAUGUCCUCAGAUUCAUGGAAAUUCUUCUACGAAUGGGCAGAUCAGUCAGGGUUUCUCCAGGACAGUUCUAUCAGGAUCUCGAUUUCCGUGAACAGGGCGAUCCAAGGCUGUUUAUCACACAUUUCUUCAGCCCAGAUCUAUGCGGUAUUGUAUAUAUUGAUGAAAAUAACACUGUUCAACUUGUCAAAAUGUUGAAACUUCCAGAUGACGGAGAUUUUAAAGAUUUCAUUAAGGAAAAGAAAAUUAUUAAGAUGAGCAAAUAUUUGUUCAUAGGAAGCAAUCAACAAUCCCAAGAUGCGCAACCCGACAUAUUGGAGUUUUCCGAUGGUAGCAUUUAUAUUCGUUUUGCUAUCAUUUCAUUAGAAAUUGCAAGAAAUGGAUCACCAUAUUUUAAAUUUUAUAGAAGAUUGGAUCUUGAAGGUAAAUUUGUAAGAAUUACAAAUCAAUGGGUACGCGAGAUGGACAAAGAAAAUGCAAUCGGAAAUCAGUUUAUUUCUUUAUAUGUGAAAGGUAAUGAUCAUAAUGAAUAA